UUUGUCUCUCGAUUAAAACAACCAAAUAUUGCUCCAACACUUCCAGUACUCUCUCCACAUUCACCAAUGAAUGCUAACUUAUAUCUAAAUAGCCAGCAUACCCAACUUUCCGGUCGAUAUCUAAAUAACAAAGUGUCUCAGCAAAUCGACACCGAUAGUAUAAAAAGAGUGGCAUCUAACAGAUCUCUUAAGGACAGUCAAAACGUCUUAUCCAUUUCAUCAACCAUCAUAUGCAACUGUGAGAAAGCCCACAAAUCCAAUGGGUCUGAUUCGGAAACGAACGACGAAAUCAAAAUGAAAUUAAAUUCAGAUACUGGCAGCAAGCUGGCUACCAUUAGUAAAUUCAAAGACCCUAAACCUUCUAUACCGACGGAGAAAAACGCAUUAGAUAAUUCAAUCCAGGGGUGCUUGCAAUUGAAAAGUUCGAUUGGAAAGGAUAAAAGAGCCCUGUCCCCGAGACUGACAUUGCAUAAGAGUGGUUUUCAACAGGCCAUCAUUAUUUCCGACGAAAGCGAAAUCACCAAAUCGCCGCGACUAGACACCCAAAAAACAAGGCAGCUUUCCAGUAAUUCAGACAAUCAAUUUUAUCGCCAGCUUAACCAUAAAAUUAGCAAAUCGGAGCAGACUUCCCCAAACAACAUCGAGAUGGAUAAAGCAAACUUUCUUUAUGAUACGAACAAUAGGAGUACGGGCUGCUUGGUGUAUCCCUCGGAUCCAUGGAUAAAGAAUUCACACAUUAAGAACAGCUUGUCACCAAAAGCGGAAAAGUAUUUAAACAUGCAUCACAACAUCGAUCCUUGGGUCAAACGGCAAACGGAUGUCACUGUCGAGGUUUCGCGGCUUCCCAAAAAAAAUAUCUAUCGUGAAAAAUCCCUUUCUUCCAUAAACAAUAAACUUGUUUCGACCAGAACUGAGAAAUCGAAAUGUGAAAAACCGCAGUUGAAGCAUUCGAAAACCGAGCUUGACGAUGAUCAAGUGUUUUUAAACGAACCAGGUCUGCUUUUUGCACCAUUUUCUCCACAAUAUCGUAAUACAUCGCAUAAAAUUUGGUCGCUCGACCAACCUUCUAACGAUCUUAAAGGAAACAUUCAAAGCAAAUCUGCUAGUUUUUUACCGGAUAACGUCAAGGAGACUGCCAGUCCAUUGCCGAACCAUGUUAGAAAAUCUGUAUAUCAAAAUAAUAGUAACUUGCUCUGUCCAAACGAUACGGCAAGAUCAUUGCUUCAAGUAGAAAAAUUGCAUUCUAGACAUAGCUCUUUGUCGAUUCCGACUCAAUCAAAAGAGGAACUUCCCCUCAACAUCCGUCGACUGUCCGAGCAGAUUCGUGAACCGCCUUUAGAGAAGAACAUUUCGAUGUCUCUCAGCGAUCGUAACGUUAGUAAAAUUCCGACAUCGGAUGGCGUGGGUGAGACUCAUGCGGUUGGCCCUCACAGGACGGAUAAACUCCAUGUGAGUAGAGAUGCCGCUGUGCAGAGUACAGGCCGCCUUGAAGACUUCGUCUCCCUCAAACGAGUCCCCAAAGAUUCCGCAACUGUUAAUAAUGUAAACCCCUUUACGAGUACUUAUAAGCCUGAUCCACUUUUAGAAACCACCUGUUAAACCCAUUCGCUAGGAAGCCGAAAGCCGAUAUUAAAGUGUCUCUGCAUAGCUCAUUCAUAGGUCAUGAAAAUAUACAAAAUAUAAAAAGAAAAAAACAAAAACAUAUAUGUCUUAUAUAUCAAUCGAAUCUAAAUAUGAAUAAUAAACAAAAGUAAUACAACUAUUUUUAGUAGUACUUUAAGUUUGAAAUUUUUACAGUGAUUUUGCAUUUAUAUUAAGUAACACGAUAAAGCUCUGCCAACAAUGGGGCUGAGUUCUAGGCUUAACUACAUUCGCAAGCAUAUAUAUGUGUGUAAUAGUGUAUUUUUCCUCAUUUUAUUGUCAUUUACAUAUUUGUUGUAAUACAUUUUUUAGUAAUAAAAUCUUUAUAAAGAGCUAAGUAAAGAAUUUAAUAAUUA
Messenger RNA from Drosophila biarmipes, 1997 nucleotides. RefSeq lists its product as uncharacterized. Lineage: Eukaryota; Metazoa; Arthropoda; Insecta; Diptera; Drosophilidae. The record is from RefSeq and is a predicted model, not a curated record. The transcript has a single exon. Bases 67 to 1599 code for a protein of 510 amino acids.